This is a messenger RNA of Neltuma alba, 993 nucleotides long. RefSeq names its product transcription factor MYB16-like. The record is from RefSeq and is a predicted model, not a curated record. The coding region runs from base 1 to 993 and encodes 330 amino acids. NCBI's taxonomy places the organism in Eukaryota, Viridiplantae, Streptophyta, Magnoliopsida, Fabales, Fabaceae. The transcript has 4 exons.
AUGGUGAAGUCAUCAUCAUCGGCCUGCGAGAGACUAGUAGAGUUAAAGAAAGGGCCAUGGACUCCUGAAGAAGACCAGAAGCUCAUGUCUUACAUUCAAAAACAUGGCCGUGGAAGCUGGGCUUCCUUGCCUGCUAAAGCUGGACUCAAGAGAUGUGGGAAGAGCUGUAGGCUGAGGUGGCAUAAUUAUCUAAGACCUGACAUCAAACGAGGUAACUUCAGCUCACAAGAAGAUCAAACCAUAAUUCAACUUCAUGCUCUUCUGGGAAACAGAUGGUCGGUGAUAGCUCAUCAUUUGCCAAAAAGAACAGACAACGAGAUCAAGAACCACUGGAACACCUGCCUUAAGAAGAGGCUCACCAGAAUGGGUAUUAACCCCACCACCCACAAGGCCAUCAACGACGCCGCCAACCUCUGCCAUAUGGCUCAGUGGGAGACUGCUCGGCUUCAAGCCGAAGCCAGACAAGUCAAAGAAUAUUCCAAACUUCAGUUUCAGAACCAGCUCGGCUUCUCCUCUUCUUCCCACCAUUCUUGGUUGUCCACUCCGAAGCCCUCAACAGAGAACACCCCCAAAAGGCAUAGCUUGUACGCUAUGAUGCUUGUCACCGGCGACCUCGAGUCGUCGGCGUCCACGUUGAGCUUCCCGCACAACGUACCUGCCAACUCCAAAUGCAUUAAUAGUAAUAUCAAUCGAAGUUCACUUCCUUUCUCCUCCUCCACGACCACCGUGGUCGCAAAUGACAGUGAAAACAAAGUCCGAAGCUUGGGAGACGAGGACAAUAUUAUGGUGGCCGGAGAAGCACUCAGAUCAACAGGGUAUGACUGCAAUUCCCUGGAAGAUCUACAUGAUGACGAUUUGUUGGUGUAUGGAUUUACUGAGAAUUCACCGUUACAACAACAAAACUUGGGAGUGAUCUCAUCAAGUGUUGGAGAUGACUGGGAAGCGAUUCGGGGCCUGGCCAAUGGUUCGCCACUUGUUUUCCCUGCAUUGUGA